Medioppia subpectinata is the source of this 1140-nucleotide messenger RNA. The record is from the annotation of a GenBank genome assembly. NCBI's taxonomy places the organism in Eukaryota, Metazoa, Arthropoda, Arachnida, Sarcoptiformes, Oppiidae.
AUGUAUAAUGCUAAGAAUUUUACUUAUAAGAAGCUCUUACAAAAAGGUUUGCGCGAAAUGAAGAAUAAAUGCCUUCUUCUGUGCGUUCACUAUAUUCUGGUCUCAAUUCUUGUAUCGCAUACCAGAGCUCAGGCCUAUUCUGUGGCCAAUAUUAUACCUCAAGGUUAUGACCCAAAAACAGCGCCCAAUCCCACAGGCGUAACAAACGUCAACAUCAGUGUUAUUGUCAAUGAUUUACUGGCCGUCACUGAAUCCGAUUCGAGUUUUCAAUUGGACCUAACAUUGAAACUCAAGUGGUUUGACAAUCGAUUAAACAUGUCUACAAUCAAAGCUCUCAUUCAAAACACAAACAAUACAAUCGAUAACAUAAUACUUGACAGCAUCACUAAAACUUCAUCGGAAUUAAUGUUAUUCUGGGAUGAAUUUGUGUCCGCAUUCACUCAAUACCCGAAGUUCAGGAUUAGGAGUACUUAUACGGAAACAUGUGUUAGAACUUCAUAUUCGGGUAACUUUUCGUGUAUGAAAGCCACACUCAAACUGGUGCGACGGGUCAGCUAUUAUGUGAUCCGUGUCUAUGCGCCCACAUUUCUCUCCGUUAUCGUCACUUUUGUCGGGUUCUGGAUACCAAUCCUGGGCUGGCCCGCCAGGGUAACAAUUCUGGUGACACCACUCCUGAGUUUGAUCACACAAGACAUCUCACUUAAUAACGACAUAAGUGUGUCAUAUGUGGUGGCAAUCCAUUGGUGGAUGAUUUGGUGUCAGGUAUUUGUCUUUCUGGCGCUCAUUGAGUACGCGAUGGCCAUAUCGUGGGCUCAUUUUAUCAACGAGAAGAAGGCCUUACAAGCGAAUAAUAACAACAACACAAACAGCGCUUUUGAUAUGACUAAACUUCGGGGCCAUUACUUCGGUAACAAGAAUUGGUUCAAGAGAUCCGGUAAAGUGAUUGAGAGGGUACUGAUCUUCUUCUACGGUGAGGUCGACUAUUGGAAAGACCCGCUCUCGAGGAAUAAAGUUGAUUAUUGCUCAAGAAUUCUGUUCCCAUUCCUAUGGAUCAUAUUUACCCUGUUGUAUAUAUUUGCGGCCAUAUGUCCCUGGGCUGUCAACUAUAACGAUUAGCUCUACCAAUACUACUACUUAACC